Messenger RNA from Acanthaster planci (crown-of-thorns starfish), 3480 nucleotides. RefSeq lists its product as uncharacterized. Gene Ontology annotation, molecular function: G protein-coupled receptor activity. NCBI's taxonomy places the organism in Eukaryota, Metazoa, Echinodermata, Asteroidea, Valvatida, Acanthasteridae. Gene Ontology annotation, biological process: G protein-coupled receptor signaling pathway; cell surface receptor signaling pathway. The record is from RefSeq and is a predicted model, not a curated record. Gene Ontology annotation, cellular component: membrane.
UUAAAGUUUCGGUCGUUAUGUGAUUGCGGCUUGUGUCUCACAAACCUGCCUCUGUCUCCUAUGUAUUUCGGAUCUUAUUUUAAACAUGCCGUGUACUACAGCUGUUUCACAGUAGUGCGCCCCCAACAGUUUGCAGUGCAUUGGCCAAUGCACGAAAUUGGUCAACUCGCAUGUUGCGAUUGGCCGAUGCAGUGCAAACUCUUGGUGGUGCACUAUUGUGAAACGGCCACAUUACAGCAUACAAACGGACAGUUCUGGUUUGGAUGGCAGCCGGUGAGCCUCGUGCCCGCAGAGAAUGCGUUGGGGACUUCAUAUCUCAGCCACAGUGGAGGCCACUGGUCCUUCUCAGUUGCUUCGAGGGAGACGUCAACGAAAAUCUUGACAACCUCUUAAACAUGACAGUGACUCCUGAAAAUGCUGAGGAAGUGGCUAGGGAGACGGCUUCCCUGACAUCCAACGCCGAUGACAUCGGGCCGAGCGCCCUCAUGACCAUCGCUGGAAUUCUGGAGAAACUGGUGGCUGCCAACAAUACAUCCCCAGCGGUCGCAUCUCAGAUUGUCACAAUUGUUAACAAUGUCCUCCAAAUUGACCGGGAUGCCACCUUCGAGGAGGCGGCCAGCAGCAACUCCCCGUCGCGCAUCGUGGCGGCUCUGGAGUCCUUCGUCUCAGCAUUGCACAGCAACGGGGUGGGAAACUUAACCGAGGUACAGAGCAGCUUGGCCGUGGUGGCCCUGUCCAUCCCCCGCGGCUCCCUAUCUAACGGUUUUGGCUUUGGGUCCUCCCUCCCGAUCUCUGGAGCAGACAGUCUGACCGGUGACCGGAUUUCAGUGUUCAUGGAUAAAGAUGCCCAGUUGGAGGCAGAGGCAUCAAUUUUUCUCCCGGCAGAAAUUCUGUACGAGGUGUCAGAAGGUGGCAGUGACCAAGUUCCCCUGAGUUUCUUCUUGUAUCAGAGCAGCAGCCUGUUCCAAUCGCCCACGUUGCAUGACGCUGCAAGGCCUGAGGAAGGGUUCAGGCGUGAAGUGGGGAGUCGAGUCAUCGCUGCCACAGUGGAGGGUGUGAAGAUUGAGAACCUGGCCAUGCCCGUCUCCAGUGUCUUCAGUCUGGUCAAUGUGACUGGUGAAAACGAGACCGUGCAUGGUGCCCAGUGUGUGUUCUGGGAUUUCAGCCUGAAUGACGGUGCCGGCGAUUGGUCCACAGAAGGUUGCAGGAAUGAGUCAGUGUCAGACGGCGUAGUCAGGUGUCUGUGUGACCAUUUGACCAGCUUUGCUGUCAUUGUGGAUAUUUACGGGCAGCAAGAGAAUGUGUUUUUGAGUGUCAUCAGCAAGUUGGGAUGUGCCGUGUCCGUGGUGGCUUUGAUUAUCACCCUGGUCACGUACCUUUACAGCAAGAAAUUACGAUCUAAGCAGCCCCAGCAGAUCCAGAUCAGCCUUUGCUUUGCCUUGCUGGCUCUCUACUUGGUCUUUCUGGUGGGCAUCGAAGCCAUUUCUCCCAGGGCCGGCUGCAUCGUCGUGGCCGUCUUGAUCCACUACUCCACCCUGGCCUCCAUCGCCUGGAUGGCUGUGGAAGCCACCAACAUGUACCUCCUCUUUGUCAGAGUUCUCAAUGCCAGAGUGUCUCGCUUUGUGCUCAAAGCCUCCAUUGCAGCCUGGGGACUUCCACUGGUGAUUGUCAUCAUUAUUCUAGCUGCCGAUUACAGCCAGUAUGACAGCCCAAAUUACUGUUUCCUGAAGCCAGGCAAUGCCAUUUACUUCGGUCAGUUACUCCCAAUCGGCCUUGUGCUCCUCUUCAACUUUGUCGUCUUCACCCUGGUCAUGCGCAAGCUGACCUGCGCCCGCAAGACCAUCAGCAGCUCCUCGGACCGCAGCGGGCGGCAGGAGACGAUCCGCCGCCUGCAGAACGCCCUGGCCAUCUCGGUGCUGCUGGGCCUGACCUGGGUCUUCGGACUGCUCUCCGUCUUCCAGGCGGCCAACUUUGCCUUCCAGGUCCUGUUCACGGUCUGCAACUCCCUGCAGGGUCUGAUGAUCUUCAUCCUGUUCUGCGCCCGGCAGAAGGAGGUGCGGCAGGUCUGGUGGGAGAUGCUGCCGUGCAAGAAGCCUGCCGUCCGCAAGGGAGAGGUGUCAGGCACAGGCUUAGAGUCCACCACACGUGGUGCUAUUUCACUCUCCAGUAAGGUCACCAAGGAGACCAAUUUAAGUGAAAUGAGCCAGGCUCAGUCCUAGAUAUACAAUCCCUCACUUCACUGCGUGCUAAAUUGAAACAUCUUUCACCUGUACAUAUGCUUUAAUAGAAACUAUCACUCAGAAAUAGUGUGGGAAGGAGGUACAUAUGAGGCUUAGAAAAACCAGAUGGUUACAACUUGAUUUUAUGCAACUAUUUCAAGAAACCAAUGCUGGCAUACGUGACCAUUUUGAUGUGAAAUGCACGGUUUGGAUGAUACAACCAUGCAGACUGGUCUCAAGAGAAGUAAUAUUUUUCCCAAGGUGCAUUAUGCAUCCCAUGCACGCGCCAUUUCUCAUGGUCCAUAUCCCCAGUAACUUGAGAACACCACACCGGUGUGACUGUAGAUGUUACUGCUUGAUAAUCAUUCGGAUGGCAGUGGUGAUGUAAUGCUCUGAAUACCCCCAGUAUCCAAUUAGCCUAGAACUGAUCUGAGCUCCUGACAAAAUCUGCGUCACCAACUGUAAUCUGUUCAGGUAAAAACAAUUUGAUAUUUCACUGUGACGUCCUUGUACUUUAAUGUAAAAAAAAAAGAGAAAUAUGAAUAACAAGUUACUUCUUUAUAUGUAUGAAAAAAGGAAACACUAAGAAACAUACUUUGAAACUAUUUUGAAGUUUUUUGUGUAAAUACUGUUCAUGUUUAUUUUUUUUUCGAGAGUUCAUUUCAAUAAGAUGAAAUGUGUCUCUUCUUAAAUAGGUCUUUGUUAUGAAUUUAUGUUUUGUAUUAACAUUUUCCUCAGUAUGAAAUAUUAUUGGACCAAAGGUUAAUGCAAGUCAGAAUCCUGGCAACGUAACUUAGGUACGUUUGUACACAUUUCCCUCAAACUAUAAGUAAUGCGACAUCGUGAAGAUGCCUGGUUAAAUCACACCGAUAUUUUGAACAAGUUUCCUUUAUUGCCUUUACGUUAUGCUCGGUGUUUUUUAACCUUGAAUUAUUUUAAAAUGACUGAGAUACUUAAGAAUUAGGGUUUGAUUCUGGUCUUCAAAAUUCUAUGCAACAAGUGUCCAUCAGUUCCUGAGUGUCUUAGGUUUGGAGGAACUUUCUGCUCUGAGAUUUGUCAGGAACUGAUCAUCGUGGUAAUUGCUUUAACAGAAUUGCACUAUGAUAAAUGAGCCUUAUGCUGAGGCAGAUAACUUUUGAUCAUUUUGAGGAUUUUGGAGAUAAAUCUUGCCAAGUCUUUCCUUUUGGGGAGAGCAUUACCAAAGCUCAUAGUUUUAUUUGAUAUCUUAAUAUGAAGAAAUUUAAGAAAAGUGGAGCAAAGG